AACCGUCAUUUUCCUACGUGCCCUCUGACAUCAGCCACCUUCUCCGUAGCGACAGUUUCUCUGCACUCAUAUUAAUCCCUGGCAAUGAAAAAUGAGCCUCUCCCCCACCCUUGCUGCCGCCUGUCGCCUCACGCCCCCAGAGAAGAGUUUGUCCACGAGGCAGUGGGUGAAGGUUUUUUUCCAAGUCACAUGAUCCAGGAUGCAGGGGGAGAAUCCUACUUGGAACCGAGAUGAGCCCAGAACCGAAUCAGAUGAGCAGAGAUAAGGUGUGAUGCGGGGCAGCCUAUAUAAAGAAUGGACGCAGGGCUGCGGCGAGCACUCAGCCGAGCGGCCCCUGGGGACGCAGCCAUGCACGUGCAGGAGGGCCCCGUGGCCAGCCAACUGGGCACAACGAGCCGCAGCCACUUCUGUCUCACCACAGCCACGCUGGCUGUGUGCCUCGUCUUCACUUUGGCGACCAUUAUGGUGCUGGUAGUUCAGAGGAAGGACUCCAUUCCCAACCCACUCGGCAACGUCCCCCUUAAAGGAGGAAAUUGUUCAGAGGACCUCUUAUGUAUCAUGAAAAGGGCUCCAUUCAAGAACUCGUGGGCCUACCUCCAAGUGUCAAAGCAUCUAAACCAAACCAAGUUGUCUUGGAACAAAGAUGGCAUUGUCCAUGGAGUCAGAUAUCAGGAUGGGGAUCUGGUGAUCCAGUUCCCCGGCUGGUACUUCAUCAUUUGCCAACUGCAGUUUCUUGUGCAAUGCCCAAAUCAUUCUGUCGACCUGAAGUUGGAGCUUCUCAUCAACAAUCAGGCCAAAAAACAAGCCUUGGUGACAGUGUGCGAGUCUGAAAUGCAAACCACAGGCAUAUACCAGAAUCUCUCUCAGUUCCUGUUGGAUUACCUGCAUGUCAACACCACCAUAUCAGUCCAAGUGGAUAAAUUCCAGUAUGUGGAUACAAACACCUUUCCUCUUGAGAAUGUGUUGUCCAUCUUCUUAUACAGUAGCUCAGACUGACCGGUUUUCUCUUGGCCUUCAGGAAGAAAGCAACUCUCUACAAUACAGAAUUUCAUCCAUCCAAACAUUUGGGUAAAAAGAAAACUUUUUAAAACAAGACUGAAACCACAAAGGAUAUUAAAUAGUUUACUUCUCCUUCUGUCUCUUGAAAAGAUACAACUCCAGGGUUAAAAAGAGAGUUUUGAGUGAAGUUAUCUUUCAGAUAGAAGGCAGGGAAGCAGCGAGGGGUGGUAGGCAGAGAUCACAGGGGAUCAGCAGGGGUGGAUACAUACCCCAGCCCAACCACUCACUUACUGUAGGAUCUUGAUUCAUUUCUUCUGUAAAGAGAGCCCCCAGCAAAAUUGGGGUUCCAGUACCAGAGCGGCUGGCAACCCUGCCCUAAUGGGAAAUGAAGGAGUGGGUUGGAAGUGGGUGUUCACAGUGUGUCUUUCACAGGGUGGAUGGCCUAAGCCCUGAUUAUCCAACCUGACACCAGACAGUCCCUCACACAGGAAACGUGUUUAUCCUGGCAGAGGUCCUUGUGGCUCUUGUCUAACCUGUGUCCAGUUCAUGCCUGCCUGACCAUCGCUCUGGCCCUGGGAGCCUGCCCCUGUGUCUGCCACCCCCACUCCUGUAUCACUGAGGAAAACGGGGCCUGGGGAAGCCCCUGGUUCCUUAGAUGGAAAGCACAAAUUGAAUACACCCACCAUGAAAAAAGUUCAAAGAUUUAUUACUUGCAGAUCCUGUGUUGAGAGGGCAGUGCUCCUUUUCCAGUCACAUGAGGUGGGAAUGUAGAGUUAGGCAGAGAGAGAGCAAGAAAGAGAGCGCGUGAGACAGCUAGCAUAAAAGGAAACAGGGUGUGGGUCACUCCAAGUUUGAGGGCAAAUGCCAGCAUGGUCCAUUUAGGGAUGCCUUGGGAAAGCGGGGAGCUCAGUCUGCUACACGGGAGAGAUGCCUCUAUGUUCUUAUGUCUGGACACCAGCUUGAGCCACUGGAUGUGGUUUACAUCUGGAGACUGUGUCAAGGAAGAAUGAGCCCUGUGCUGUGUCUGGUAUAAGAAAGGGAAACCUGAAUUCACAAUGGAUGCCAAGGAAACAUAAAAUCAUAAGAAUUCACUACCCCUUCCCCCUCCCUGGAACUCAGGAUCCAAGUCUAAAAACUGAAAGGGGUGGAUUUGAAUCUCUCCAAAGUCUCUUCCAUCUCAGAAGACCAGAAUUGGGGGCUGAGAUUCUGGGAAGAAUUCUGGAAGCGCCCAACCAGAAGAAGACCCCCCCACACCAGCAUAAAACCCAUGACAUCAGUAGCAUUUGGCUGUGUGUCUGUCCUCUCAGCAGAGUCAAAACGUGGGCUGCCUUUCAGAAUGGAACAAACUGCAGAAUCGCAAAUAGGUAAAGGAGAGAACUACCAAGCUGACCGCCCAAGAGGGGAGAGGCCAUCUAGAGAUUCGGGAAACUAUCUGACCAGGCCUGGCUCCAUUCCAGCUAAGAUUGACAUAAGUCAACAGCAGACAGUUUUUGUGUCCUGGCAGAAAAGUGCCAUGCAUUUCAACAAUGGUCAAGGUGAUGUGGUCACGUAGCCAGGGAAUAGCCGCUACCAUCCCCUGCCUGAUACAUUCCUGCUUCAAACACCCUCAGAAAGCCAGUUCUGUGGAGGGUUUUUAAGUCCCCACAGAGUUGUUGACACACAAAGAUAAAUGGGGCAAAGGACUUCUGAGAAAUGGCAACCUCCUCUCCUGGUAUGGGAACCCGUAAAAUUUCUUUAGCUACAUCAAACUUGGCGUCUCUUAUCAUCUUUGGAGGAGCACUUUAUUUAUCAAAGGACAUUGACAAACCAUUUGAGUGGAAGUGGAAGUCCCUGCUGUUACGUUCCAGUAAGAAAAAACAGACCCUUAACUACCAUACAAAAGAAUGCAGCAAACUUUUUAUUUCUCUCAAGAAGGAGAGAAAGAAAAGGAGUAAGAAUCCAGUGAAGUUUGUCAGAGAGAGCCUAGAAGAGAUUUAAAGAAACAAAGAAAGAAAAUCAGCAGUGGCGUACGAAUGAGAGGGAGUUGGGAGAGCACAGAUAGUUGAGGGAAAAUGUUGAAUCGUCUGCUAAGCAGCGUGCUCUAUCCGCCUCUGAGGUUUCCUCUAUGAAAUACUCAGUAAAGUCUAAAUUUUUCUUGAACUCUUUCUGUGAGUAGAUUCUUUGGGAGGAGUGGGCAUUGGGAGAGGUGCUGAGUUCAGCAGGCCAAGUGGUGUGUAGUGAAAACAGAGACAAGUUUUGAGGACUAGAAGCUAGACACGGGAAUACCCAGCAUUUGAGUUACACGCUAACUGUGAAGGACAAAUGAACCUUGAUUAACAACUCGUGCAUUCUUAAAAAGCCAUAUGCCACCGGAGUGCAUUAUGCAUAAACUAAGCCAAUUUUCUACUAUCUCGCAUUCUGACUUGAGAAAGGUUCUAUUCUCAUUUUUCAGCAACUGUCCUCUGAGCAGAGAUACCUGAUUUUACACUGCGAGAAGUUCCUAAUCUCAGUCUCUGAGAAGCCAUGCUCAGAAAGCCAACACCUAAAAAGACACAAGUACAUCAUUUAAAUGAAUAAUAUAGCAAAAUCAAAAAAAAAAAAAGAAUAACCAUACCCAUUAAAAUCUCAAUGGAUAGAUACAUAGAGUGGAUGACCCAGGAGGUUUAAAUUCUAAACCUAAAUUCUGUGGUGGGAUUACACCUACGGUGCAUCUUACAAGGGAAACUUAGUAAAUGUAGAAUAUAAAUGUCUUAACACAAUAACUAAGAAAAUUCCAGGAAGGCUAUGUUAACCAGUGUGAUGAAAAUAUGUCAAAUGGUCUAUAGAACCAGUGUACGGUGCCCCAUGAUCUCAUUAAUGUACACAGCUAUGAUUUAAUAAAAAAAAAAAAAAAAACUACAUUCUGUUACUACUCAAGGUGAACCAGCCCCACCCCUGGAAUGUUGUCAGCAGAUGAUGCCAUCUGUACAAGUGAAACAGAUCAUUCCUUUAGCUGGACCCCAGGCUACCUAAAACAUACAGCUCUUUGGUAAAAAUUCAACUCGAGCUCUUUUCCGCUCACCCAGCCCCCAUACGCACACACUCACUAUACUUGCAUCACUUAGGGAAAGAAGGUGAGUUCAUGAAAAAUAACAGGAAACGUAUUCCUGCCCCUGGAAAAACUGAUACAGCUUUCUUUUUCCACAUUUGAUAACUUUAUCCUCACUUGGUCUCUCGAUUACCCAGACACCUGCUGUAACUCCACUCCCUGGAAUGCCACUUAUUCUGGGACAGGGGAGACACACUCCUUAAAUGAAGAGGAUAGAGAAGUCAGCUAGUGUCAUCUCGGGAAUGUUCCUGAGAGAUCCUGUAAAGGGCUGUCAUGUGGUUAAUGAGAGUGCUGGGAUUUGGACUCAGCCUCCCAACUCCCAGCUCCAUUAUUUCCCACCGGGGUUUACAGGGUGUCUUCUGUAACUCCUCAGGCCAUGCCUUUCCAGCCCUGUGCUGGAGCAGUCCCUAGCAUGCAGAGAUUUCCUCUGUUCUUCUCUGCCACUGCCCUAGUCACUCCAGGUUCAGCAUCUAACAAGAGACACGAUGGUCCCUAUCUUCUGGGUUCAGUAAAUGGCCAGUACCCAGUUCAGAAAAGGGUCAGGGGCUGACAACGUAAAGGUUCUGUCUCUCAGAAACUGACGAUACAUGGUAAAGCCAAUAUUUCUCCCGAUAAAAAAAUUAAAAGCUUUUUUUAAUUUAAAGUUAUAUCAUGUGUGUAUGUACACGUGUAUCUCUGUAUGUUCAUCUGUAUGUGUACGCGUUCGUAUGUCUGGGUGUGUGUGUGUGCAUUUUUCCUAGUAAUUGUUUUACAGUUCAUCUGCUUAACUUGGAGUCAGGGAGCAGGCCUGAUUCUUGCUCUGUGCAUUGCAAAAUUUAUAUAUGUUUGUAUUUAUUUUUAAUUAUGAAAAGAACAGAAAAUAUUUCUCCCAUGUCUUAUUAGGUUAUUUAAUAACUAUUAAUACUUUGCUAUAUUUGUUUCUGCUUCUAUCUUUUAUCUUCUAAUUUUAUCUUUAAAGCCUUUCUCUUCUAUCCAUUACCCUCCCCCCAUUCCAGAGAUUACAUAACCACUGCCUGAAAGUUUGUGCGUUCCCUUUACUUACGGAAUUUUAUACUUGUUUUCAUGUAAGAUCACGUAGUACAAUUUUAUGUGAUUUUUAAAACUUCA
Messenger RNA from Nycticebus coucang (slow loris), 5173 nucleotides. It is a transcript of the gene TNFSF8, whose product is annotated as TNF superfamily member 8. Gene Ontology annotation, molecular function: tumor necrosis factor receptor binding. Gene Ontology annotation, cellular component: membrane. The transcript has 4 exons. The record is from RefSeq and is a predicted model, not a curated record. The coding region runs from base 295 to 996 and encodes 233 amino acids. Gene Ontology annotation, biological process: immune response; CD8-positive, alpha-beta T cell differentiation. NCBI's taxonomy places the organism in Eukaryota, Metazoa, Chordata, Mammalia, Primates, Lorisidae.